Messenger RNA from Neopsephotus bourkii (Bourke's parrot), 5666 nucleotides. It is a transcript of the gene PDE3A, whose product is annotated as phosphodiesterase 3A. Lineage: Eukaryota; Metazoa; Chordata; Aves; Psittaciformes; Psittacidae. The transcript has 16 exons. The record is from RefSeq and is a predicted model, not a curated record. Gene Ontology annotation, molecular function: 3',5'-cyclic-AMP phosphodiesterase activity. Gene Ontology annotation, cellular component: cytosol. Gene Ontology annotation, biological process: positive regulation of oocyte development; oocyte maturation. Bases 254 to 3592 code for a protein of 1112 amino acids.
UGGUCGCGGAGGAGGCGACGCGCUUCCCCAGCCUUUCAUGCGCUGAGCUGGGCUCUGGGAAGGAGGCGAGCGGGGGGCGAGCUCCGCAGGAAAUGCCGGUGCUGCGGCGGGGAGUGCCCCCGGCCAGUAGCCCCCCCGCCCUCCCGACGCUGACCGCCGGCCGGGGGGUCUCUCCCGGCCCCUGCCCGCCUGGCAGUAAGCCCCGAGGCGGGCGCCCACCCUACCGGGGGUGCGCGGGAGGCCCGUCGGGGCCAUGGCCGGCGACGAGGCGCGCAGCUCGGACUGCAGCGGGCGCUGCUCGCCAACGGGGCGGCAGGCCGGCACCCCGCGAGGCGGCGGCGGGGCGGUGGAGCGAGGAGGGGGGGCUGCCGGGGCUGCGCUGCUGCUGCCGCCGCCGCCGCCGCCAAGGGAGACCUGGCGCCGCCGGAAACUUUCCUCGGCGCUGUGCGCCGGCUCCCUCGCCGUGCUGCUGGCCCUGGUGGUGAGGCUGGUGCGGGGGGAACGCGGCCGGGAGCUGGCGGCGGAGGGCGGCGCGGGGCCGCGGGGCUGGGUGCCCCCCGGCGCCGUGCCCCUGGGCCUGGCCGGCGCCUUCUUCGGCGCGGGCCGGUACCUAGUGCGGGGCGGCGUGCGGGCGCGGACGGCGGCGCUGCUGCUGGUCGCCUGCUGUGGGGGGGAAGCGGUGGCGCAGACGGCGCUGGCGGCGGGGGAGGAUCACUUGCUCUCCCUCGCCGCCACGGGGGUGGUGCUGAGCUGCCUGGCCGCUGUGACAUGGCUGGUGCUGAAGCUGAGGCAGGGCGUCCUCAUGCUCGCCGUGACUAGCGCGGCCAGGACCACGUCCCUCGUCGCCUUGGAGAGGGUCCCGGCGUCCUGGCGGCCCUACCUUGCCUACCUGCUGGGGCUGCUGGGCAUCCUUCUAGCCGGCUACGCUGACCGGCUCUGGCCCCCGCGACGGGCCGCCCCGCUGGCGGAGCCUCCCGCCGACCCCCCGGUCGCGGACGAAGCCCCAGUGCUCAGGAGGAGGCGGCGGUCCAGUUCCAUGAUCUCCCCCGAGAUGUCGGGCGGCGGCGGCAGCAGCAAGACCCACCGGCGGACAUCGCUGCCCUGCAUCCCCCGGGAGCAGCUCAUGGGGCAUUCUGAAUGGGAUCACAAAAGAGGACCCAGAGGCUCACAGUCUUCUGGCACCAGUAUUACAGUGGAUAUUGCUGUCAUGGGAGAAGCACAUGGGCUCAUUACAGAUCUUCUGGCAGAUCCUUCGCUGCCCCCCAACGUGUGUACUUCACUGAGAACAGUGAGCAACCUGCUUAAUACGCAGUUAACCUUCCAGGCCAUCCACAAACCAAGGGUAAACCCUUUGGUGUCCUUCAGUGAGAACUACACCUGCUCCGACUCAGAGGAAUGUCCAGAGAAGGGAGAGAAACUAGCUAUCCCCAAGCGCUUAAGGAGAAGUUUGCCUCCAGGACUGCUGAGACGAGUGUCUUCAACUUGGACCACAACGACAUCAGCCACAGGAUUACCUACACUGGAGCCAGCUCCAGUGAGAAGGGAUCGCAGUGCCAGCAUCAAACCUCAUGAACCAUCUUCAUCCAGUAGUGAUUCCUGGAACAGCUCAAUUCUGAUGACAAUCACGAAGAGCAGGUCCUUCUCCACCUCCUACACCAUGUCUUCUACCAACCACCUGAAUACCAAAAGGCAGAGCCGGCAAGGUAUCCCGCCAAAUAUUUCACCUCUAUCCUCCCCAUGCCAUUCACCAAUUCAGGGGACGCCUGCCACAAGUCCUACUGGAAAAACAUCUUCUGUGUCAUUUCCAGACUACAGUGAUAUUGACACCAAGCAAGGCUUAAAGCCACACAAAGUCUUAACUUCUACUCAAAGCGCCCCUAGCCUGUCAGACCCUGUUAUCAGUCCCUCUGUCAUCUGCAGCAGCUGUGGCAGACCCUAUAACCAAAUAGCGGCCAGUGAUGGGACACUAGAUAGAAAUGGUGGUACCACACACACCCUGAACAGAACAGAUGAUCCUGCGCAAGCCACUUCUGAUUAUGAGACCAACAACAGUGAUAGCAGUGAUAUUGUACAAAAUGACGAUGAGACAGAUUGCUCCAAAGAGCAGACACGUAAGGGAUCCGUCUGUAGGACGUACACACCUGAGACCAUCAUUCUGCAUCCCUUGAUACCACCUGAGGACAAGCCUGUACUUGCUCCAGAGCCUCUAAUUAUGGACAACUUGGAUCCCUUGAUGGAGCAGCUAAAUAGUUGGAACUUCCCAAUUUUUGAUUUGGUGGAAAAAAUUGGAAAGAAGUGUGGUCGGAUUCUCAGUCAGGUAUCAUACAGACUAUUUGAAGACAUGGGGCUGUUUGAAACCUUUAAAAUACCAGUAAGGGAAUUUAUGAACUACUUUCAUGCCUUGGAGUGUGGAUACCGAGAUAUACCUUAUCACAACCGAAUCCAUGCAACUGAUGUUCUACAUGCUGUUUGGUACCUUACUACUCAGCCCAUCCCAGGACUCCCAACUGUGAUUAAUGAUCACGGGUCAGCAAGUGAUUCAGACUCUGAUAGUGGAAUCACUCAUGGCCAUAUGGGUUAUGUGUUUUCGAAGACAUACACACCUACAGAUGACAGCUACGGAUGCCUAGCUGGCAACAUCCCUGCCCUUGAAUUGAUGGCUCUUUAUGUGGCUGCAGCCAUGCAUGAUUAUGAUCAUCCAGGAAGGACUAAUGCCUUUUUGGUAGCAACAAGUGCUCCGCAGGCAGUGCUGUACAAUGACCGCUCUGUCCUGGAGAACCACCAUGCUGCUGCUGCCUGGAACCUUUUCAUGUCCAGGCCAGAGUACAACUUCCUGGUCAAUCUUGACCAUGUGGAGUUCAAGCAUUUCCGCUUCCUUGUCAUUGAAGCCAUUUUAGCUACUGAUCUGAAGAAACACUUUGAUUUUGUUGCCAAAUUCAAUGCCAAGGUGAAUGAUGAUGUUGGAAUUGACUGGACUAAUGAGAACGACCGCUUGCUGGUUUGUCAGAUGUGCAUCAAACUGGCCGAUAUAAAUGGCCCUGCCAAAUGCAAAGAUUUGCAUCUGCAAUGGACGGAAGGCAUUGUCAAUGAGUUUUACGAACAGGGCGAUGAAGAGGCUAGCUUGGGCUUGCCGAUCAGCCCUUUCAUGGAUCGCUCUGCUCCUCAGCUGGCACACCUCCAGGAAUCUUUCAUCACUCACAUUGUGGGACCACUGUGUAACUCCUAUGACUCAGCGGGGCUGAUGCCAGGAAAAUGGAUAGAAGAUAGUGAUGAAUCAGAAGACACUGAUGAGCAUGAAGAGGAAGAAACAGCAGAAAUGGAAACUUGUGAAAAUGCUGAAUCCAGAAAGAAGAAGUUCAAGAGGAGGAAAAUCUACUGCCAGAUCACUCAGCACCUGCUUCAGAACCAUAAAAUGUGGAAGAAAGUGAUUGAGGACGAGGAGAGGUUAGCUGGGACAGAGAAGCAAGGCACGGAACAGUCCACACUGCAUCAGUCUUCAGAACAAAUCCAGGCCAUCAGGGAAGAGGAGGAAGAGAAAGGGAAGCCCAAGAGGGAUGAAGAGGAGAACACAACUGUAGAACCAAACCAAUGACAAUAUUUACAGCAGUAUUUUAAGACAGAUUGAUUUGUGCACAGAUGCUUUCUCAAGCCAGCACAGCAUUUAGACACAACACUGUAGAAGUAUGGGAUAAUGCGCCUACAGCUGUUUAAUUUGUUUCUCUUUCCUUUUAAUGGUGAGGUACAUUGUUUAAACUCCUAUGCUCAAGGAAGCUUUCACACUGCGACACCGGCUUUUACAGACUUUCUUUAAAGAGAUUUGGGGGUGGGUGGAAUUAUAUAAAUAUAUAUAUAGCCAUGGUUAUUGGCUGCGCACUUCAGCAAAAUACAUUUAAUGAUAUAUUAUGGUCACUGUGAUAUUUACAGAAGAAAGUUAUCUAAGGAAAUGCUGCUUCUAAAGCACAUUUGCAGUUAACAGUAAGGUACCAGUUAAGUAGCUUUUGCUCUUAAUGCUGAGGGAUAAAAGUUCCAAAGCUUUAUAUGAAUGCUGAUAUAACCUGCCAACAUCUAUGUGUGCAUGAAGAGGUGUUUGUGGGUGUGAGUGGAAGUAACGUAAUAUAGCAUAGUUUGAGUUCUUAUUCCAAUAGCUGUAGCACAUGUCCCAGUACACGACAACAAACAAAAGGCCUGAAUUUCAGAGAAUUUGUCCCCACAAGGGAACUGGAGACCAAUUUGAGGAGAUUUGCAUUCACUCCAAGUCCCAGUUUGCACUUACAGCUGCCAGCAGCAGCAUUUCAGCAGGGGACAUGGUGGCCCAGGCUGCUGGCCUGGCCCCAUCCAGCUGUGUGAGUUCCUCUGUCUCCUCUUCUUCCUUCUCCUUGGCACUUCCCAGACUGCUGGCAAAAGGGAUAUGCCAGGAAACUUAUUUUCCGAAGGGGGUUACAAGGGUCAGUGUGGCAUGCUGGUCUGUUCCUCUUGAGAGGGCCUGGCCCUCUGUAUACUUCUGAGUGCGCGAAUAGCUGUGUGGGGCAGUGUGCAUCUUUGGGCAGAAGAGGUGAGAGCAAAUGUAUGUCCUUGGAAGGCAGAGGCAUGCUGUCCUCUUCCUACCUUAAUCUUACGCCUCCAUGCAUCAGUGGCCAAAUACAUAAUUUAAGAAUGAAGCUAGACUGUAUCUCUUAAGAACAGAAGGGGAGUGUGGGGCCAUGCCCUUCCUCAGAAUAAAAGGCAAACGAUGCAUUAGGAGCAGUGUGGGAGACAGGUGCCAGUUCUGCAUCAACAGGACACGUGUAUAUCUCAGUUCACUCACAUGAGCUUCAGAGAACUUGUUUUUUCAGUGUGAGGUGCUGGAUAGGAGCAGUUUGUUGCUGGCAUUCUACUUAGAAGCAGCAUGUUUGACCCCACCAAUAUACUUUUUUUUUUUCUUUUUUUUUUUUUUUUAUUAAGACAAAGGAAAAGAUCAGGCCUGUAGGAAGAACAGAUCUUUUUGUUGUUGUUGUUUAUUUGUUUUUUCUGUUGUUUAUGCUGUGAGCCAAAUGUCUAUUUAAAAGGUUGGAUAUUCACUUUCAAUAUUUUAUUUCACGAUAUUAUAUUUGUCAAUGAUUAGCUAUCUAGAUGUAAAUAUGGAAAAAUUUUUAUGGGUUCCUGUAGAUAAUGAUAUCUUAAAAAAAAAAAAAAGAAAAAAGGGAAAAGUUUUUUUGUAAAGCUAAUUUUUUAAAAAAUAAAUACAAAAAUUUUUGUAUACAGUGUAGCCAUUUCCAAACCCACCAAAUAAAGUCUUGAGUAAUUUGUAGAGGCCCUUCUGGGAAGCCAGUGGUCUACAGAAUCAAGGCUUUAAUAUAUUAAUGCUCUUUGGGACUGGCAGCACCAACCAGUACCACACAAUUUAGAGUUUUGUUCCCACAAAAUGAAUUAUAUAUAUAAAGUUCAGUAUCACUCAGAAAUCAUUUGACUGCGUAUGCUUUUUAUAUUUUGAUCCUGCAGCCCCUUGCCAAGAAGAGGAUUGCUUGUGUAAGGAUGCUUGUGAAAGGCAGAGUUUGUAGAAGUCCUUUCUAUAUUGAAUUUCCAACAUUUUAUCCAUCACUUUUUGCUAUUGUUAUACAUUCACUGUAUUUCAUGACCCUAUUGGUACCUCCCAAAAAAUGUUGGAAAACAUUUUCUAUCAAAGCCAA